AUGGCGGCUCUCACGGAUCUCUCCUUUAUGUACCGCUGGUUUAAGAACUGCAAUCUGGUGCGCAACCUUCCAGACAAGUACGUCUUCAUCACGGGCUGUGACUCGGGCUUCGGGAACCUGCUGGCCCGGCAGCUGGUUGAUCGGGGCAUGCGGGUGCUGGCUGCUUGCUUCACGGAGGAGGGAGCCCAGAAGCUUCGGCAGGAUACCUCUUACCGGCUGCAGACCAUCCUCUUGGAUGUCACCAAGACGGAGAGCAUACAGGCAGCGACCCAGUGGGUGAGAGACCAAGUGGGCGAGCAAGGCCUCUGGGCCCUGGUGAACAAUGCUGGUGUAGGCCUGCCCAGUGGACCCAAUGAAUGGCUGAUGAAGGAGGACUUCGUGAAGGUGAUCAACGUGAACCUGGUAGGACUGAUCGAAGUGACCCUCCAUAUGCUACCCCUGGUCAAAAAAGCUCGGGGCAGGAUCGUCAACAUGUCCAGCUCUGGAGGUCGUGUGGCUGUCAUUGGUGGUGGCUACUGUGUCUCCAAGUUUGGUGUCGAGGCCUUCUCUGACAGCAUCAGGCGUGAGCUCCACUACUUUGGGGUGAAAGUCAGCAUCAUUGAGCCUGGGAACUAUCGAACAUCCAUCCUGGGCAAGGAGGGCCUGGUGUCCCGCAUGCAAAGGCUGUGGGAGCGGCUGCCUCAGGAGACCCGGGAUAGCUAUGGGGAGGAGUACUUCCGCAACUAUACUGACAAGUUAAAAAACAUGAUGCAGCUGGCAGAGCCAAGGAUCAGCGAGGUCACCAACAGCAUGGAGCACGCCAUCAUUUCCCGGAGCCCCCGCAUCCGCUAUAACCCGGGCCUGGAUGCCAAACUCCUCUACAUCCCAUUAGCUAAGUUGCCCACCCCUGUGACAGAUUUCAUCUUGAGCCGGUACCUUCCAAAGCCAGCAGACAGUGUCUGAGCUGGGGAAGUCCAGGGGUGGUCAGUAGAGUGUGGAGGAGGGAGGAGGGUGGGAGAAGAGACUGUAGGGUCCAAAGAGGUGGUAUCAGACAUUCUGAGGGACGCUUUGCUUGGCUGACACCCACUGUCGGAGAAUUUAUGGAUAACUUCUAGCAGAAGACAAGUGCCUCUUCCCACUUACUGGGACUCUACAGAAACCCCAGGUGGCCUUUGCAGAUGCAAAGACCUAUAGCAUGGCCCCAAGAACAUCUGUGACUCAUUAGGGAUUUGGGUUUUUCUGGAUGUGAAAAUGUCAAGGGGAGGAAACUGAGCUCCUGCUGAAUCAUGAGCCUCUGUCAGUUAUCACCACCACUGGGAAAUACUGCCGGAUAAUCGAGCCCACAGAAGCAUCUCAACGACUUUCCUACUGAGUCUCUAAAUAUGCAUUAACCUCAUUCCCACAACCCAUUAUUUAAAAUAUGUAGUAGAGCAGACAGGGAGUGCAAGAUUAUAUCAAGUAAAAGUUUAUGAUGUUUUCUUUCUAUAUAGAUCUCUCUGUUCAUAGGUGAUUGGGAUCCACAUAAAAUAACAUUCAUUUAUUUAAUCACCAUUGAUUAAUUUUUCAAGUAUUUAUUGAGUGCCUACAACAUACCAGGCACUAUGUAAGUGCUGGAAGGAUGUAAAGAGGAUUAAAUCAUGGUCUUGGGUUUUUUUAU
Messenger RNA from Enhydra lutris kenyoni (northern sea otter), 1636 nucleotides. Its product is annotated as short chain dehydrogenase/reductase family 9C member 7. Gene Ontology annotation, molecular function: oxidoreductase activity. The record is from RefSeq and is a predicted model, not a curated record. The transcript has 4 exons. The coding region runs from base 1 to 942 and encodes 313 amino acids. Lineage: Eukaryota; Metazoa; Chordata; Mammalia; Carnivora; Mustelidae.